CAGACCACCGGAUAGAUCAUCAAUCCAGUCCACCUUCUCAGACAGACAGUCAGACUAGGUACCACGUCGACAAGGUGAACGUACACGUAGACGCCGCCCGUCGUCGCAGCGUCGCAGGGGAAGAGAAGAGAGAUGGGUUCGUGCGUCUCGCGCUCGACGGCGUCGCCGCUGGAGGGGUCCGGGCGGGCGGUGGCCACGGCGAAGGUGGUCGGCCAGGACGGCUCCUUGGCGCAGUUCGCGGCGCCCGUCACGGCGGGCGAGGCACUGGGGGACGCCGCCCGCGCGCCGAGCUUCAUGUGCAGCGCAGACGAGCUCCGCUUCGACGCGCCCGCCCGCGCGCUGGCGGCCGAGGAGGCGCUGCAGCCCGGGUGGCUCUACUUCGCGCUGCCUAUGUCCAUGCUCCGCCGGCCGCUCUCCGGGCAGGAGAUGGCCGCCCUCGCCGUCAAGGCCAGCUCCGCGCUCGCCGUCGCCGACGGCAAAGGGCGGAAGGCGGCUCGGGUGGCGCCGCUCGUCGUCGCUGAGGAGAGCGCCGGAACAGAGGACGGUGGAUGGAGUCACCACGCGUAUGGAAAAGGCGAUGCGCUCAAGACGGUGCACGGCGGUGGUGAGACGGUGGGGAAGACGAGGAAGCGAGCCGGUGGUUCCUACGGAAGCGGCACGAGUCGUCCGGCAAGCGUGCAAAGGUUAAGCUCCAUUUUGGAGGCCGAUGACUGAGCCCCCCUGCUGACUUUUGCAAACGGUUAAUUAGUAAAGUUUUGUGCGUGGGUUAGUCUAGUUACUUGAUUCAGUCGGUGCUCGACCCCCAAGCUGAGGUGGAGAUCAGUGUAUAUAUAUAUAUACUCAUAUAUACUAUUGUACAAAUGUACAAUUUGCAUCAA
This is a messenger RNA of Aegilops tauschii subsp. strangulata, 878 nucleotides long. RefSeq lists its product as uncharacterized. The record is from RefSeq and is a predicted model, not a curated record. Lineage: Eukaryota; Viridiplantae; Streptophyta; Magnoliopsida; Poales; Poaceae.